Messenger RNA from Haliotis rubra (blacklip abalone), 5483 nucleotides. RefSeq names its product stress-activated protein kinase JNK-like. Gene Ontology annotation, biological process: JNK cascade; protein phosphorylation. Gene Ontology annotation, cellular component: cytoplasm; nucleus. NCBI's taxonomy places the organism in Eukaryota, Metazoa, Mollusca, Gastropoda, Lepetellida, Haliotidae. Gene Ontology annotation, molecular function: JUN kinase activity; ATP binding. The record is from RefSeq and is a predicted model, not a curated record. The transcript is spliced from 11 exons. Bases 251 to 1483 code for a protein of 410 amino acids.
AUGAAAAUUCCGCAAUGUCUGCUGACGUCACAACCGAGUAAGCUAUAUCGAAGAGGAAGAGAACAGAUCUAGGAAAUUCCGGGCUGAAUAUACGAACAACAGUUCCGAUCGCUCUAUUUCAGGGUCUCACGGAUUCAUCGUCUGUUUGUUUAGUGUGCCUACUGCUCGUCUCAAUGGAGUAAAGCAAACCCUGGUCUUCCCUGUAUCACAUGGCUGUGUAGCUCCACAGUGUUACCACAGCAUCGUCGUGAUGAACAAGCACCCCAACCAGUUCUACACGGUGGAGGUGGGGGACUCGACCUUCACCAUACUCAAACGUUAUCAGAAUCUCAGACCAAUUGGUUCCGGUGCUCAAGGAAUAGUAUGUGCGGCUUGCGACACACAGUCCGGUCACAUGGUGGCCAUCAAGAAGCUGAGCCGGCCCUUCCAGAAUGUCACACACGCUAAGCGUGCAUAUAGGGAAUUUGUGCUCAUGAAAUUGGUCAACCAUAAGAAUAUUAUAGGUUUAUUAAAUGCUUUCACACCACAGAAAUCUUUAGAAGAAUUUCAAGAUGUGUAUCUAGUAAUGGAACUGAUGGAUGCCAAUCUAUGCCAGGUGAUACAGAUGGACCUGGACCAUGAACGCAUGUCUUACCUUCUAUAUCAAAUGUUGUGUGGCAUCAAACAUCUCCAUCUUGCCGGGAUUAUACACAGGGACCUAAAGCCCAGCAAUAUAGUGGUGAAAUCAGAUUGUACGUUAAAGAUAUUGGACUUUGGUCUUGCAAGGACAGCUGGCACUGGGUUCAUGAUGACGCCAUAUGUAGUGACACGGUACUACCGCGCGCCAGAGGUCAUCCUAGGAAUGGGAUACAAGGCAAACGUGGACAUCUGGUCAGUGGGCUGCAUCAUGGCCGAGUUAAUACGAGGGACUGUCAUGUUUCCUGGCAGUGACCACAUCGAUCAGUGGAACAAAAUCAUUGAACAGCUAGGUACUCCAAGUCAAGACUUUAUGAACAGAUUACAAUCAACGGUGAGGAACUAUGUGGAAAAUCGACCUCGGCAUGCUGGGUCAUCCUUCGAGAGACUGUUCCCCGAUGUACUGUUCCCGCCGGACAGUACUGAGCACCCUGGUCUCCGUGCAAGCAUGGCACGAGACCUCCUGUCCAAAAUGCUGGUGAUUGACCCUGAGAGAAGGAUAUCAGUGGAUGAUGCCCUCAUGCAUCCGUACAUUAACGUGUGGUACGAUGAUGGAGAAGUCAAUGCUCCUGCCCCUGAUCCUUAUGACCACUCGGUAGAUGAAAAGGAACAUUCGGUUGAAGAGUGGAAAGUUCGUUUAUUUUCAGGUCUGAUAUACAAUGAAGUAAUGGAAUACGAGAAUAGAGAACGACAGAGAGCUAUGCAAAACCAUACAAGUAAAACACAAGAUGGUGUGCCAAGCAACGACACUGCCCCCAAUGCUGGUGUAGCUGCCAGUGGUUCUGCUACAGUAUAUACCCGCACAUAAGCCCGCCCACGUGUAUGCCCAUCCCCACUUUCAUCCUCAUCCUCUCAAUACAACGCGCCUCACUUACAGGUCAAGGUUUUUAACCUAAAUGAAGGCUUCAGAUUCUCUACAGCAACCUAAAUACCUGUUCAGAGCUAUAUGGUGAGGUGAGUGAGUGACCUAGAACUGAAGUAUUCUGGUGGAUAAAGACAUUUUCAAUGAUAAAUGUUUUUGGAAUAUUUCAUCUAUUCAGCAAAACGCUUUUACAAUCUCCAAGUUCAGACACUGAACAAGUUUGUUAUUUCACUCAUGAAGUUUCUAUGUUCUUUAUACAAUCAACUGUAAAGCAAAUCAAGCAAUAUCUUGGCUAGUCGAGUCUAACAGCAGACUGUUUUAAUACUGAGAUAUUGCCGAUGUGACGUUAAAUAUUAACUCACUCACUGUUUAUAAUACAAUAUAUUUCCCUUUCUUUCUUUGAAGCAAUCUCAAUCCAGGUAGUGUGAAAACUUAUCUGUGAACAGAAUGAAGCUUUUGUUUGGUUGAAAGCUUUGGCGUGUUGUGUGGGGUAGUCAAAACCAUCUCCAUUAAUUGUCCUUCUGACCAUAGGUCAGAUGUCCAGCUGUUGGCCCAUCACUUGAUGUAGUCGGCGGCCAUCAGUUGGACAGAGGAGGUGGUAGGGGGCUUGGAGUGUCAUGUACAUAGUCCCUUGUAUUAUAUAUAGAGGCAUAAUUUAUUGGUGGCGAGUGUACGUGGACACCACCACUACGUCCUGUGUAGAUAGAUGUACCAUACGCCUUUCACCUCCAAAACACAUCGCAAAUUGCUAUUCUCGGAACUCGCAGCCUGCCUACCAGUCUGACGUCUGCUCCUCACACCAAAGGUCAUCUUGAAGCAGACGGACACAGCCACCACAAUGUCCUCCAACAGUCCAGCCAUGGCACCCCUAGAUUGUCCAAGUCUUGAUAUUGUCUGCUACUUCAAAGCUGAUUUUAUGUUAGCCUAUGUUGCAUUUUUGUUAAUCAGUAAGGAAACAAUAUCUUGUAGGUUGGCUUAAUGCAUUGCUACGUUGGCAUUGAGGUAGCCCAUGCCAUGAAUCCAGGAUGUUAGAGAAAUAAUUUAUCAACAGAACAAGAUCAAACAGAACUAUCACAGACUGCCCAACUCCUACAUGAUAGGUUCACCUCUCUACAUGGUAAUUAAAAACGUUUCAUAAGAUUUGUUGAACAGAAACAAUAGGAAAUACUUCAGGGUUAUGUUUCUGACACCCAGAGCAUACAUAUUACUUAUUCAGAUUCAUAUAUUGAAGAUUAUGUCCUUAUAUCAAAUAAUAAUUAUACAGGUUUAAAUUUCUUCAUAUCAUGCCAAGAACUGUCAUGGGUUCAGUGAAGUUCUGUUUGUAAGUUCUUCUUCAAAGAUAUUUGGUUCUGAAGCAGUGACUGUAUCUGUCAUCAUUGAUUCCCGCAGUGAAGGUAGCAUAGUUCAGUAUAUCAUAUCAUCGGAUACCAAGGACCAGGGCCCUGAUUCACAAAGAAAUCUUAGCCCUUGGACAAUUGUAACUCCAUACCCUAACAGAUUUACAAUUGUCAUGGCUCUAAUCUCUCUUUGUGGAACCGGGCCCUUGGUCUUCGUGUUCAUGUUUUAAGCUUGCUGUUGCCAUGGUUACCCAGACAGUUGCAGAAUUUGUCUUCGGUAGGAUUCCCAUGCCUCAGUUUUGAUUUCUUACCAGGUGUAAGUGUUGUCCCACUCCAGCUCGUCAUGAGAACUACUUUUGUUUCAACUUGCAGUGUAGAGUGUUUUGUCUCUUUGUAACAGUAGAUCAUUCAAAUGGGGUAUUUUCAUAUAGAUUUGUACAAUGCAAAUUGACAGAAUACUGAAGCACAUAUUUUGUAUUUCUGUUGUGAAUGAAGACUACCUGUUCCUUAUGCAUUACAUGCUAGCAGGAAUAUUCUGUGUGUAAAAUAUGACAUCACCAUAGCUCCAUAUACUGUCUCAGUGAUUAAAUUCCACCAAAACCUAAACAUACAUGGUGACACCAGAACGCAGAUUCUAAUUUCAAAAUGGCUGCCCCACCUCGAAUUCAAAAUGGCUGCCAAACCUCAAAUUCAAAAUGGCCACUUCAGAAAAACUAGAUAUCUCUGUGUAGUUUGUGUUCAGUUCCCAGUGUCUCAAAGGAUGUUCAUAAUGAGAUUGAGAUUAAAACUGUUUGUAUCAGUCUGUUUCUCUCAGGGUUGAUGAGUUUACCCUUAGAGAGAUGAAUGUAUAUAUAUAGUGGUUUGAUAGAAGGAGUAGAACUGUGGAGUACCAAACUGCUAUGGUAUGCUGUGGUGAACUGUUAAACUUGACGCAGUUGUACAUGUUCCCCUCUAGAAGACAAUAAUGAGUCUCGUGAGUAUCGAUGCUGUUGAUGUCAGCAUCCCUACAAGUGUGUGUUGGAUGUUGAGGCUCAAUAUUGGGAGUCAGUUGAGCAUGAUCUAGUAACAUAUUGAUAAUGCAUUCCAUUAAGUCUCAAAUAUGUUUUGAGAUGUCAGUAUUACAGGCAUUGAUGAAAUAAAAAAAUUCAAAUGCUUGAAGUAAAAAGGGACAAAAUGGCUAAGAAAGUGUUUUGCUGUGAAGUUUCUAUCAAAGGGAGGCAAUUCUGCAAGAAACAACCUUAUCACUUAGGCUAUACAUUCUUUAUUAAAAAUUCAGUUUUACUUGGUUGCUGUUUAACGAAGAUUUUUACUAUUCUCUGAAAUGUAAAGAUUGAAGACAUAUAUGCCUGUCACCUUUGUCAGUAGUUUCAAAAACAUCUCAAAGAUGAUCCUUUCCCCAAACUGGUAACAUUUUCUGAAAAUUUACCAUUUUGCUAUUUAUGAAACAGCUAAUCACUUGAUUAACAAGUUUCACACACUGUUGAACCAAGCAGAACCGCUUGAGCUGGAUUUGCCUCCUAUAUAUUUAGAUGUGAAUUAGACGAACUUACGACAAGAUUGUUAGUUGUAGCAUUGUGAUCUCUAUGUCGGUGUAGUGCUGCGGUGCAUACACGAGCGGUUUUUGUGCAAUUGGGAAGGUUAUGCUGGGGUGUUGAGCAUUCACAAGGAUGUUGCUGAUUGUAUAUAGACACACCCCUUUGUCAUGUAUAGACCAAUGUAUAUUGUUUGUUCAUUGUGUUGUCGGUUGUGUUCGGGGCCUGCUGGGAAAGAUUGUCAAAUUCACUUCUCGUAACGGGUAUUUUCUCCUGGUCUGUGUCUAAUGGUCUCGAUAUGAGGGACUUUAUAUUCAAACAGUCCAUUUUGUCUAGUCAGCAGAUUUUAAAAGUCAAGGAACUAUUUUUCGAAACCUAGUAAUAAUUAUACGGGAAUGCUGUAUCAUGAAACAAACCUGUAUGGGAUAUUUUUUUCGUAAAAUUCAGUGAUUUCUGUAUUUGAUUUAAGGGUUAAUUUUGUUUAGUAUAAUACAGUCUAAACAGUGUUUUCAUCUGUGCAUGCCUUGCAUUGAACUUUAUUCAAAUUAAACUAUUGAAAAGUAGGUGAAUUUUCCUAUCUUUUUACAGUAUUUUAUUUUGUUGUGAGUUCCAUCACAUGUUAAACAUUAAUGACGCUGUUGAGGUGCACUUACUGUGUAUAUUGGAUGAAAUACAGUGAAAUGGUCCUUUAUGUAUCAUUGUGUAAUCAGCGUGAAAUUAUGCAAAUUUCUGUGUUUGGUAGAAACACUACCAGUUUUGUGUCAAUAUAUUGUACCCCUUUGAGGCUGUAUAGCUACUCUGUGUGUGCAGCCUUUCUUGUAAGCAUCUUAAACUGCGCUGAAUGUGUUUUAUUGAGAACUUUACACUGACAUUUUAUGCUUUUAAUUUUGUUGAGACUUUACACAAAAGUUGUUUUAUAAACCCAAAUAUUUGCAUGUACAAAAUUUUAUGAUUCUUUAGUAAUAUUUAUGUUAACAGACAUGUCUUCUUGGAACACCAUUGAGUUUGCUGUAAACCACAUGAAUGAGACUAUAGAAAUAUUUGGUGUAUAAAAAUUAGAAUGUUAUUAUCACUGAA